This is a messenger RNA of Dacryopinax primogenitus, 720 nucleotides long. RefSeq names its product histone-fold-containing protein. Gene Ontology annotation, biological process: DNA damage response; heterochromatin formation; leading strand elongation. The record is from RefSeq and is a predicted model, not a curated record. Bases 1 to 720 code for a protein of 239 amino acids. Gene Ontology annotation, molecular function: protein heterodimerization activity; chromatin DNA binding. Gene Ontology annotation, cellular component: CHRAC; epsilon DNA polymerase complex. Lineage: Eukaryota; Fungi; Basidiomycota; Dacrymycetes; Dacrymycetales; Dacrymycetaceae. The transcript has 3 exons.
AUGGCCCGCGCAGACUCCCCCGACGCGGAAGACACGCACAAGCAACAAGAACAACAUUCUAUACAGGAUUUUGAGCUUCCCAAGACGCUCGUUACCCGGAUUGCGAAAGCUGCUCUGCCGGAUAACAUCAAGUUGCAAAAAGAGGCCGUCACAGCACUCGUCAUGUCCACAACAGUGUUCAUAAACUAUCUCGCCGCCACCGCUCAGGACGUGACAUGGUCCCGGUCGGCGAAGACGAUCACGGCGCAGGACGUGCUCAAAGCGCUCGAGAUUAUCGAGUUUGACGACCAGGUCGAGCCAAUGAAACGCGAGCUAGAGGGUGUGUCUUCUUCCUUCUUCCUGUUAUGUAACGCUAAGUACGGGGUAGUGUGGAAGACGGUGCAGGACCCAAAGGGAAAGUCGAAAAAACGCGGUGCUGGGGAGGAAGAGCAGAAGGGGAAGAGGAAGAAGGCUGCUGAGGCCGUGGAGGAGAAAGGGGAGGAAGAGGAGGAGGAAGCUGAUGAGGAAGAACAUGAGGAGGAGCCGGAGGAGAACGAGGAGGUGGAUGAGCUGGAUGGGGAGGGCGACGAGUUGAUAAUAGAGGGUAACGCGCUGGGAGGCGAGCUUGGGGCUGGAGGGCAACCGGGUGAAGAUGAGGAGAUGGAGGAGCAUGAGCCUCCAGAGGAUGUGAGCAUGGAUGUGGAUGUACGGGGAUCGCAAAAGGAUGGAGAGGAGGACUAG